This is a messenger RNA of Nezara viridula (southern green stink bug), 3656 nucleotides long. The record is from the annotation of a GenBank genome assembly. Lineage: Eukaryota; Metazoa; Arthropoda; Insecta; Hemiptera; Pentatomidae.
CUAUAAUAAAUAUUUUAAAAUAACUUUUAAAAAAUUAAAUAAAGGAAAUAUUUAGAGAUAUAUGAAUACUAUCAACAAUUUUGUUGAGGAAUGCACGACUGAUGAGGUUCUAGGGACGCCAUUGGUUUCGUUCUGUCCGGUUUCGUUAUUUUUUUAGUGGUUUAUAUUAAAGUUUGAAAUAAUGUCACAAUAUGGAAAUUCUCCUAAAACUCCACCUUGGGUCAGAUCAGGUGUAGCUCAAAAUACUGCAGCUGUUACCCAGUCCCUCAUGGCUGCUAACCCACUCCAAACUGCUGGUAUGCUUCAAUAUCCUCAGGUCUUUCAAGGACAGCAGAUGUAUGGUGCUGUGUCAUACCCAACCAGAGCAUUGAACACCGCAGCAUUUCAACAAGGACAGCAACAAGGGGGUGGUUCACAGUCAGGCAAUAAACAACAACGUGUAUUUACAGGUACUGUCACUAAAGUUCAGGACAACUUUGGUUUUGUUGACGAAGACGUCUUUUUCCAAUCAAGUUGCUGUGUGAAAGGGUCUUCUCCUCAGGUUGGUGAUCAGGUCCUGGUUGAAGCAGUCUACAAUGCCAAUAUGCCUUUCAAAUGGAAUGCCACUAGGAUCCAAGUUUUAUCCAUGCAAGAUCAGCGUUCCGGUCAAAAUUAUGGGCGAUCACAGUCCAACUAUAAUGCUGUACCCCCACCAACAGGUCAUUAUCAACCCUGGCAUUAUUAUCAAGAAAGAAUGUAUUGGGAUGGACAGGUGAAUAGUGGAAACCCUGCUGGCAAUAGGUAUGGUGGAGGCGGAAGUAGAUUCAGCAAUGCUUCUGGUGAUCGAGGAGGAAGGGGAAUGGGUGGGAAUAUGAGGAGAGAUGAGCAAGACAAUAGGAAAAGGAGGAGGGAUGACAGAGAUAAAGAUGAAAAAGCCAAAUCUCCGCCUCGAAAAAGAAGUAAGUCGCCUAACAGGCAGGCAAGGAGACCAAGAAGACCUGUCCCAAGAUACAGUGUUACAGUUCCUAAGACAAAUUUAAAUACCCAUGAUGCUGACGUUGUGGAAGUUAAAAAACGUUAUCCAAACAUGUACAUACCAUCGGACUUCUUCCUGUCAGUUUUCCAAUGGACUGAAACUUUUCCUGUCGGCAAGCCAAUUUCCCUGGAUUAUCCUUGUGCUUUUCAUGUGCUGCAUAAGGAUGUUGAUAAUAUUAUUGAAAAUAAUGCUGUCUUAGAACCUCCUGAUGCUGACUAUUUAUUCUGUGCUAAGGUAAUGUUAAUGGCCAGCCCUGGUUUAGAAGACUUCUAUUCAAAAUGCAUAGUCCUGGCAGAGGAUAGAGAAGGGUCACGAUCCACAGUGGACGAGGAUUCUCUAUCCCAUCCUUCUCGACUGAUCCAUUUCCUCGUAGGGACUAGAGGUAAAGAGAACAUGGCCAUAGGUGGUCCAUGGUCUCCGUCAUUAGAUGGUCCCAACCCUAACGAGGACCCUGGGGUUCUAGUCAAAACUGCCAUAAGGACCACCAAGGCACUUACUGGCAUAGAUCUGUCCAAUUGUACUCAGUGGUUUCGGUUUAUGGAGGUCCACUACCACCGAGGGGAGAGUAUCCAUCGAGGGAAGACCUACCCAGCAAGGGUAGAGACAGUGGUCAUCUUUGUUCCGGACGUUUGGUCAUGUGUCCCUACUCGCCUGGAGUGGGAUGGGCUUCAACUCAGCUACCAGAAGGCGCUUUCCAGGAAACUCAACGACCACGACCAAAAGGAAGAGGAAGAAGAGGUGGGCGAAAAAGAAUCUCAAAGUGAGCAGAGUCCUGAUAAACCAAAGAGAGAACCUAAACAUCAUUCUGAAUUAGAUCCCAAGAACAUGAAGGUCUCCGAAUUGAGGGAAGAAUUGGAAGCUCGUUGUUUAUCUCCAAAAGGACUUAAAUCUCAGUUGGCUGCAAGAUUAACUAAAGUCAUUAAAACUGAGGAGGAGGAAGACACUAAACAGAAAGCAACAACACCGGAGGAUGGAUCUGUAGCAACUAAGAAGGAUAUCAAAGAAACUAAAGAGAAAAAGGAGGAUAUUAAGAAAGAAGAAGUAAAAGAAGAAGAAAAGAAAAAAAAAGAGGAAGAGGAACCUAAAAAGCUUGAUGAGAAGGAGCGACUGCUAUUGGAAAAGAGGUAUAAGCUGCCCAAAAAACCUAGUAUCUUGGUGCAUCCAAACAGAACAGCCAAAUCUGGCAAGUUUGAUUGCCAUUGUUAUUCAUUAUCGGUCCUUCUAGGCUACAGACAAGAUGAAACUAAGGAACAUAGUUUUGAAGUCUCUGUUUUUGCUGAACUUUUUAAUGAAAUGCUGAUGAGAGAUUUCGGCUUCAACAUUUACCGAGCUAUAGUAGAGGCCCCAGAAAAACCGAAAGAAGAAAAGAAGGAGGAAAAAGAUAAAACUAAAGAAGAGAAAGAUAAAGAUAAAUCAAAGGAGGAAAAAGAAAAGGAAAAGCCAAAAGAAAAAGAAGAUGAUAAAGAAACUAAGAAGGAGAAAGAUGGAAAGGAAGUAGUUGAAGAUGUUAAGGAAGAGAAUAAAGAAUCUGGUGAUAGCAAAGACUCAAAUCAAACAGAUAAGGCCAAAGAUAAAGAAUCUGAGGCUCAUGCUGAUGAACCUGAGGAAAUGGAAGAGGGUGAUAAAGAAGAUAAAGAAAACAAAGAAAAUGAUAAAGAUAAGAAAAAUGAGAAAGAGCCGCGUAGGGAGAGAGCGAAAUUGAUCACUCUUCAUAAAGAACUUCUUCUUUCUUUCAAUUUUUUUGACACUACUCGAUGUGGGUAUAUUUAUGACAAAGAUGUCGAAGAUCUGAUAUUUUCCCUAGGACUGACCUUAUCCAGGUCUCAAGUAAGAAAAUUAGUGAGUAAAGUAGUCUCAAGAGAUGCUGUCUACUAUAGGAGGCUAACUGAUAGGACAGAGGGUACAAUGAUGCCUGAGCAUCUAAGUUUAUCACAGCUCCUUGCUUUUAAACCAAUGCUGCCUUAUUCUAGUCAAGAAAAAGCCUCACAAAAUGGAGGUACUAGACAGGAUAAUGAAAUUAAAACAGGCCAGAUGAUUGUGUUCAAUGGUACACUCGUAGAUGUUGGUAAAUUGAUGGAACAAUUAGCAAGGAGCGAAAGUGCCAGAUUAGACACUGAAAAAUCUCUUGGGAAACUUCGUGAUGAAUUAAGUAAAAUUAAAGAAACUUCAUCAAAGUCUGAAAAAUAUAUUAAAGAUCUCAAUGCAGAUGUAAGGGAUUAUCGAGAUCGUCUUUCACAGACUAGUUCUGAGUUGUCAGUUUUACAGGCUAAAGAGAGACAGUUUAUGAGGACAUUAAAUGAAAUUAGUGAGAAAAUUAGGCCACUUUUAGCUAAACCAGAACCUAAAGCUGAACCGGAAGUUAAGGAGGAAAUAAUAGAUUUAGAAGAUAAGGGUGAAGAGCCUAUGGCAGUUGAAGACGACAAAUAGUUUUUGUACCAGAACAACUGUUUUUAAUUGUUAAUUUAAAAAGUUAAACAUAUUAAAUCAAUUACAAAAUAUGUAUUAUAUGGAUGUUUUUAUUUUAUCUUCUUUUUUCUUUUUUUAUGUAAUUUCAAUGAAGGAUUUGAUUCAAUUUGAACAUAGUUUUUGUAAUUGUUGAAUGUCUUGUGUAUUAUUUCUAAUAAACAUAAUUUAAAUAUUA